AUGAACGGCAACCUAUUUGCUAGACUGGACAGGCUUUUGUUAGAAUUUGUUUUCCAGUGCUAGCAAGACACAAGUACUAAAGAAGAAAUAAUCCAAAGAAUUAAUAAAUGCCUUGAAGAUAUAAAAGAAAGCAAAGAAACCAUUUGUAAAAUACAAGAAGGAAUAAAUAAAACAGAUGAGGAAAUUACUCAUUACUGUAAACAUAAUGAGGAUAUCAAAGACAAAUGUAUUAACUGGAAGCCAACAUAUGAUGUUUUUCAUAAACAUGAAGAUUAUAUGCAGGGCCAAUAUACUAUUUAUCAAGAAACUAUUGAAAAAGACAAAAAGUAUCAUGGUUAUGUAAGUCAGUUUAAAGAUGUUUUAAAGCAUUACCAACUAAAAUACUCCGAAAUGCCCCUUUCACGUGACUAUUAUGAGAAGAAAAGAGAAUAUGAAGAAAUUAGAAGUCGAGUGUCAGCAUGUACUGAGCAACUAAAAACAAAUGAGACGAUCCUUACGCAACUUACAGUGCCUGCACCCUUUCCAUCUCUUUCUAAGUGGACAUUACACAUAGUUAAUUUGAGAUUCAAAACAAAAGAUAUCCUUAAACAUGUCAACAAUUUUACCAAAAAAUCAUCUGAAUUGAAAACAGAAAUAAAUGAAGCAGAAAUAGAAAUUAAUUAUUUAAACAAGGAGAUUGCAAGACUUUAUCAGAGUAAGAAUCUUUCAGAAACUCUGGAGGAAAACAACAAAAAUACAAGAAAGAGAAAGAAAUUGAAAGAAAGAAUUUUUGAAAAAGAUGAGCAUGCAUUCAGCAAAACUCUUCAAGGGAGUCAGUUAUAUCUGCCUUAUGAAUCUCCGAAAUUAGUAAGACCAAUAAAGAUGCAAUCUUCAGAACCAGAAGUUACAGAUGAAGAAGAAGAAAUUUUUAUGAAGCAGUCAAAGCUUUCCAGGACUGACUUUAGACAAAAAGAAAAUAAUACACAGGAUGUGUGUGCAGAACCUAGUGGCAAAGUAGAAGGAAUGACUACGAAUUUUCCACGAACUCCUGAAAUUCCUUCGUUUUUAAGAACUGAAGCCAUGACAACAGCAGAAUCUUUGGAGAAAGUGCAGCUACCUAAAACUCCCUUAUUUGAAAUAAAUAGAAUUACAGUACCUGAAGGUCAAUCACAAACGGAAUCUUCUGGAUUUUCAUUUCUUAUGAGUUAUAGUUCUAGAUCACCUGGAUUGAAUUUAUUUGAUUCUUCUGUAUUUGAUUCAGAAACAUCAUCAGAACAGCCUGGUGAACAUCAUCAUUCUGCAGUAAACUUCAAUCCUCCAUCAUCACAAGAAAUUGGAAACUUAUUUGGAAAACGAAGAGAAGAUGUGUUUACAUUUUCUUUUCCAUCUGACACUUCCAUGUGGACAUUUGGAACUAGAAAAGAUGAUUUUGUUUUUCCAUUUUCUUUUGAACAGGAUCAAAACUCUAUACCUUCCUCUUCAGAAGCUUUUUCAUCUUCUUCACAAAAUACAACACAAUUUAGUCUUUUUUGACCCAGUUCUUAGUUUUUUAGAAUUAUUUUAGUCUCUAAUCAUCUUGGUCAUACAUUUACAUUAUUACUGAAAACGUGAAGAUACUUCCUUUUGUUGAUUAAAGUAAUAGUAGAUUACUAUAGU
This is a messenger RNA of Octodon degus (degu), 1635 nucleotides long. RefSeq names its product protein SIX6OS1-like. Lineage: Eukaryota; Metazoa; Chordata; Mammalia; Rodentia; Octodontidae. Gene Ontology annotation, cellular component: central element. The record is from RefSeq and is a predicted model, not a curated record. Gene Ontology annotation, biological process: spermatogenesis; oogenesis; homologous chromosome pairing at meiosis.